Culicoides brevitarsis is the source of this 466-nucleotide messenger RNA. Its product is annotated as large ribosomal subunit protein mL63. Lineage: Eukaryota; Metazoa; Arthropoda; Insecta; Diptera; Ceratopogonidae. The record is from RefSeq and is a predicted model, not a curated record. The transcript is spliced from 2 exons. Bases 54 to 371 code for a protein of 105 amino acids. Gene Ontology annotation, cellular component: mitochondrial ribosome. Gene Ontology annotation, molecular function: structural constituent of ribosome. Gene Ontology annotation, biological process: mitochondrial translation.
UAAGCAAAAAAUCAUAUUUUUCUUCGAGUUUUUUAAUUUUGAACUCAAUAAAAAUGCGUUUAACUGAGUUUCUUUUGAAAAGAAGCGUCAACGGAUACAUUUUCCGUGGCAAAGAACGUCUCGUGAAGCCCGUUUCUCGUCGGAGUAUCGAAACAUUGCACAAAGAAUACCAAAUGCAGGAAAGAAAUAUGCUUUUGUUGAGACAUCCGUACCUCACAGUAGAAGAAUCACACGGUCACGCCAAAGCUUUGGGAAAGAAGGAAAAAGUGUUUGAACGAUGGAACAAACAUAAUUUAGUGGGAAAAAUGAAGCCUCAUGUUGUCUUGGAGAAGCGAUUAGGUCAUUUGGCAGUGAAAGAUUGUUGGGAUUAAAUGUUGGUCCCGAUUUAUUACACGUAGUUUUAGCAAAAAAAUUAAAAAUAAAUAAUAAUAACACAAAAAUAGUACAAAAAUUUUUAUCAUAUUUA